AUGAGCUGCUUGAAUUUUGGCCAGCAUUCAUUCUCGUCUUUUACAUCAUCCAAGCAGCGCAAGACAAAGAAGGCUGACGCACCUGACUGGAAUGAUGAGAAUGUCUACUACGCCGAUGAUCUAAGCAUCUUGGCAGGAUCCAAUCAGAAUUCUUCAUUAAACUUCCCAACAUCAGCACCAUCAUCAAUUGCGAGAAACAAAAUUCUGGCGUGUAGCACUCCAAAGGACCAAGUUAAAACAGAACAGGUUUCGCUGACUACUGAACAAUCCGCCAUGAAGCCAACGGCUCUUGCUGAUCAACCGAAAUCGACUGCUUACACGGCUACUCCGUACACUGGACAGUGCGAAAAUCGUCGAAUGAUGUAUCGGACGAAUCGGAUGAGGAAUAUGGUAGCGCCAUCGCCUGGACGCGAGAACAUCAAAAAUUGUUAUUACACCAAAGAGAACAGGCCAAUUCUCGAAGAGCUACAUCGCAAGGAGAACGAAGAGAGACGUGCUAGACAACAACGCGCCGAGUCGCGUGAUCGUAUUCUUACCACUGUCAGUGAGCACUGUUUCGAAUUCGUCUGCUCUCUUCUAAUCACCAUCUGGCAAAUCCACUACCUGUUCAACGUGAUUCCAUACGACGAAGCCCACGUUUCCCUGUUUAACAUUUCCUUCCUGUCUCUCUACACUAUUCUCUUCAUGAUUCCAUAUCCAACUUGGUGGGCUAUCAUGGGAUGUAGUUUCUUUGUCUACUUUUUGUUCACUUGGCUCAUUGGCAUCAAUAUGGUCUUUAGCUCGUUUGCAUUUGCCGCCGUUUUUGCCAAGGCUGCUACCACUGUCAUUCAAGUGCUUUUUCUCAUUUUCUGCUGA
Caenorhabditis briggsae is the source of this 855-nucleotide messenger RNA. Lineage: Eukaryota; Metazoa; Nematoda; Chromadorea; Rhabditida; Rhabditidae. The transcript has 4 exons. The record is from RefSeq and is a predicted model, not a curated record. Bases 1 to 855 code for a protein of 284 amino acids.